Molecule: messenger RNA, 3651 nt
Organism: Mus caroli (Ryukyu mouse)
Lineage: Eukaryota; Metazoa; Chordata; Mammalia; Rodentia; Muridae
Gene: Dact1
Product: dishevelled binding antagonist of beta catenin 1
Biological process (GO): negative regulation of canonical Wnt signaling pathway; regulation of Wnt signaling pathway, planar cell polarity pathway; negative regulation of JNK cascade
Cellular component (GO): cytoplasm
Source: RefSeq, a predicted model, not a curated record
GGAGCAGCGCGGGAUGCGAGUGCGGGAGGCAUGAGCUCGCGGCCGGGGCCCUAGCGUGUACUGCUGCUCCCGGGCUGGCGGGGCCUCGGGGGGUCAUGAAGCCGGACGCAGCGCGCGAGCCCGAGCCGCUGAGCCCCGGCCGGGGCGCGGAGGCCGAGGGGCGCUGGCGCGAGAGGGGCGAGGCGGACACGGAGCGGCAGCGCACCCGCGAGCGCCAGGAGGCCACGCUGGCGGGGCUGGCGGAGCUGGGAUACCUGCGGCAACGCCAAGAGCUGCUGGUGCGCGGUGCGCUGCGCUGCUCCGGGACCGUGGGGACCGUCGCGCCGCGCGCCGGGGAGCUGCGGGGGGACGCGGCGCAGCGCAGCCGCCUGGAGGAGAAGUUCCUGGAAGAGAACAUCUUGCUGCUGCGAAGGCAGUUGAAUUGUUUGAGGAGAAGAGACGCGGGUUUGUUGAAUCAGUUGCAAGAACUUGACAAGCAGAUAAGUGACCUGAGACUGGAUGUGGAGAAGACUUCUGAAGAGCACCUGGAGACAGACAGCCGGCCUAGCUCAGGGUUUUAUGAGCUGAGUGAUGGAGCUUCUGGCUCCCUCUCUAACUCCUCGAACUCCGUGUUCAGUGAGUGUUUGUCCAGUUGCCAUUCCAGCACCUGCUUCUGCAGCCCCUUGGAGGCGGCCUUGACCAUCUCAGAAGGUUGCCCCAAAUCUGCAGAUGUGAAUCCUAAAUACCAGUGUGACCUUGUGUCUAAAAACGGGAAUGACGUAUAUCGCUACCCCAGUCCACUUCAUGCUGUGGCUGUGCAGAGCCCAAUGUUUCUCCUUUGUCUGACGGGCAACUCUCUGAGGGAAGAGGAGGGGCUUGGGAACCAUGCCAGCGACAUCUGCAUUGGAUCUGAACUGAACGCCACCAAAACAGACAAUUCCCUGACAUCUCCAAGCAGUUUGUGGUCCGCUUCCCAUCCUGCAUCCAGUAAGAAAAUGGAUGGGUACAUUCUGAGCCUCGUGCAGAAGAAAACACACCCUGUAAGGACCAAUAAACCUAGAACCAGUGUGAACGCUGACCCUACCAAGGGCCUUCUGAGGAAUGGAAGUGUGUGUGUCAGGGCCCCUAGUGGCGUCCCACCGGGCAGCAGUGUGAACCUCAAGAAUACAAAACAGAUGUGUUUGCCCGCUGGGGGAAUAACCUCUUUGGAAAACGGGCCAUUCUCCCCUCCUAAGCAGAGGUCCAAAGACUCAAAGACAGACCAGUUAGAAAGCAAGAGGUUGGCUCUGCCGGAGAGCUGCUCGGCAGGCGUCGCCAUGGAACCCCAAAGCAAGCAUCUGCCCAAAGCCGCCAAGGCAGCCUCUCAAGAGCUCACAAGGUGUCAAGCCGGGCUGGGGGAAUCCAUGAAGGAAAGCAAUCAGGCCUCCGCUGUUUCUCCUAAAACAAGUCCUGGCAGAGGCCCUGUCGCCCCCGCAGAGAGCAAAGUCCUGCAGCUCCCGAAAAAGAUGUCGCAGAAGAACAGCCUCCAGGCUGUGCCCGCACUGGACAGGCCGGCCUUGGACUUCAAAAGCGAGGGCUCGUCUCAAAGCCUCGAGGAAGGGCAUCUGGUGAAAGCUCAGUUCAUUCCGGGGCAGCAGGCGGCCGCCAGGCCUCACCGUGCACACAGGAACCCGGGUGUCGCAAGGAGCGCCACCUUGAAGGCCCGCGGCCAGGCAGCCAUGGAACACGGCCUGCCCACCGUCAGGGAGAAACCGCGGGCGGCAGGCAAGAAGUGCCGUUUCCCAGACGACUCGGAUACAAAUAAGAAACUCAGGAAGACCUCCGCCAAGAGCCGGCGCAGUGGCGGGCUGCAGGACGCUGGCCUUCCCGGCAGGGCCCUGGGCACCGGCGGCCAUCGGGCGGGUAGCAGGGCGCACGCGCAUGGCCGGGAGCCGGUGGUGGCCAAACCGAAGCACAAGCGAACCGACUACCGGCGGUGGAAGUCGUCGGCCGAGGUCUCCUACGAAGAAGCCCUGCGGAGGGCCCGGAGGGCUCGCAGGGAGCAUGGGGCUGCCUACCCGGUGGCUGUGGCCCUGCCGUACGCCAGCCCCUAUGCCUACGUGCCCAGCGACUCCGAGUACUCGGCGGAGUGCGAGUCGCUCUUCCACUCCACGGUGGUGGACACCAGCGAGGACGAGCAGAGCAACUACACCACCAACUGCUUCGGCGACAGCGAGUCCAGCGUGAGCGAAGGCGACUUCGUGGGCGAGAGCACCACCACGAGCGACUCGGAGGAGAGCGGGGGUUUAAUCUGGUCCCAGUUUGUCCAGACUCUCCCGAUUCAAACGGUCACAGCCCCAGACCUCCACACCCGUCCCACAAAAACCUUUGUCAAAAUCAAGGCCUCGCACAACCUCAAGAAGAAGAUCCUCCGCUUCCGCUCUGGCUCUUUGAAACUGAUGACUACCGUUUGAGUAGCUGAUGUAGCGAGUGUCUUCUCCUCCCCCUAGUCUCUGAAAAAAAGAAAAAAGAAAAAGGUGUUGUCUUAAUAUUUGUGUCUUACUUAAGUGGAAUACUUUCCUUUCACUAGGAUAAACCCAAGAUAAAUUAUGUCUCGCGGUCAUGUAUGGACGCUAGUGCCUUUAAUGGAAGGUGAAGGAUGUAUCGCUAGUUAGAAGUGAAUAUUGAGGUCUUAGUGGUGGUGAUAGUGAAUGCAUUUUGAUUAUCAGAUGUUUCGUCCGAGUGUCUGACCAAGUACAGGUGUGUGAUGUUCAAGUUUUAUUUGGAUGAGACCUUUUGUUUCCAAGGUCCGUGGAUAAAAAUUUUAAGCCGUGAACUCGCUCCUUGAUCCUUUAGGGUUUUGUCCCUGAAAGGGCUUUCAGGUUGAGGGGCAUCGUAUACAAUUGUGUAGAGUAGGUAGAAAAAAACAAACAAACAAACAAGCAAAACAGUCAUUGCUUUCUGUAAAUUUUUUAUAUAGUCAACACUCUACGAUGUCUCUCCAUCCUAUUUUCUUCUUAGAAGUACACUUUUUACUGGAUUUAGAACUUAGUAGACCAGACUUUUAAUCUGGAGGUGGUAAACUGGAUAGGGAGACUGAUAGGACCUUAAAAGGAUUCACAAAAACCUUUGCCACCUGUAGUGCCUCAGCUUUCGUUACAGUAGUCCUUUCAUGGGCCAUAUAUCCAGCAGUUUUUGAUGCCUUUCUAUCUCUCUGCUCCUAAUUUGUAGCCAAUACAACUGUUUGUCCCUUAGAGGGCUUGCCUUUGGGAUAAAGUGUUGGUCCCUUGGCGCAAAGAAAUUCCCCCUUACUGGGCUUGACUCCAAGCCCAAACAGAAUUGCUCUCACCAAGCACUGACCUGAACAGUAGUGCAGUUCAGCCCUCACCGGACCGCUGACUUAUCUGGAAGGGCAUUACAUUUUUUUAAAAAAGCUUUUGGUAAACAGUAUUGUGUAAAAUAGAGUUUUUAAAAUACUGAUCUAUGCAUGUUUUGUGCAUGAGUAGUCGUUCCUUGGAUUCCUGUUUUGAUAUUCCUGUUGUUGAAUUACUGUAUGAUAUAAACAGUAUGUGUUUUAUAUAUAUAUCAUUGUGUAAAUUUAAUAUAACACAUUAUAUGCUGUACUAAAUGAUUUGUUUUAUUGCUGUUAAACUUUGUUAUUUGUUAUAAAAACCAGAUGUUUACACCUAUAAA